CUAACUGUGAACGGUAUUAGCUAAGUUGUUACAACUACUAAAAAUAGAAGGUUCCAGAAUUAAACUGUAACAAUACUUCCUUUUUUUUAAAAAGCUUGUCCUCAAGCUGAAAAAUUUGGAAACUUUCUGGGAAACACCUCUGAGGGAGUGUUUGCAACAGUUAAAAAAAAGCACUUCUCAGCUUUUGGCUUAAAAAGCACUUAUUUACCAAACACUUCCAAUUUUUACUUUUUCUCGGCUUGCAUGUGAAAAGUGAUUUUCCCUUUUCUAUUACACCAAAAGCACUUAUUUUACUACUAAUCACUUUUUCAUUACAUCUCCAAAAGUGCUUUUUUAAGCAGAAACAGUUGCAAACACUCCCCGAGUCUUCCCAGGUUGCAUCUUCAGCCUUCUGCCCCUUGUACUAAAAAUUUCACCUUAGCACGAUUUUGAAACUUGACCAUUCUUCUCCUCAAUAUUUCUCCACUAAUUCGAUUAUGGAACUAGGAUGGAAUGUGGGUUAUUGCUGGAAGAACUCCAUGAAAUACCUUUAACUGAGAUACAUGAAAAACAUCAUGUAUCUGUGAUGCUUCUAUAAGCUUGAGCUUGUAUGCAGCUUUGCCAAUGACUGCUAUUAUCUGAAAAGGACCAAAAUACUCCCCGAGUCAACCCAGGUAGCAUCUUCAGCCUUCUGCCCCUUGUACUAAAAAUUUCACCUUAGCACGAUUUUGAAACUUGACCAUUCUUCUCCUCAAUAUUUCUCCACUAAUUCGAUUAUGGAACUAGGAUGGAAUGUGGGUUAUUGCUGGAAGAACUCCAUGAAAUACCUUUAACUGAGAUACAUGAAAAACAUCAUGUAUCUGUGAUGCUUCUAUAAGCUUGAGCUUGUAUGCAGCUUUGCCAAUGACUGCUAUUAUCUGAAAAGGACCAAAAUACUUGAUAAGUCCAUUUUUGUACUUAUUUUUCUUAUCAAAUUUAAGCGAUUUUUGAUUGAAAAUAGAAAGAAAAGGCAUGUUUUAGAUAUUUUGGUUCAAGUUUCAUGAAAUCAGGUGAAAACCACAUUCAUCGUAUGUUUGUCGGAAUUUCGGGUCAAUUGAGCACAACAUGAGCCAAUUUGAGCAACAAAUGAUAUCAUACCGAAAGAAGGAGACAUUAUUUCAAAGUGGUCCAGAAGACAAUAUUGAAGAGCACAAAAUAAGGAACAAGCCGGACAAAUUAGGUCACAGGCGGCCGGGCAGGCGGCCAAAAUGAAGGCCUUCGCGGCCGCCUACGGUAUUUUUGGAAAGUCAAACUUUGACUUUGACCGGGUUCGGAAAAGACCGUAGGCCGCCGACACUGGACGGAAGGCGGCCGCCUACGGUGACCGCCUGCGGCAGAAGACGACGAAGCAACCGCCGGCCGGUGGGAUUUGACGGCAGGCGGCCAGACAGGAACGGCAGGCGGCCGCCUGCUGGACCGCCUGCGGCGGCCGGGAUCCGGCGGGAUCCGCCGCGAUCCGAUUUAACCCUGAAAAGACGGCAGGCGGCCAAGGUGUGACGGAAGGCGGCCGCCCUCUGUGGCCGCCUACGGCUGACGGGACCGGCCACGUCGUGUUGCCGGCGACUUGACGGCAGGCGGCCAGAUGCUGCCGGAAGGCGGCCGCCUGCAUGGGCGCCUUCGGUGAAAUUUCUGCUAUAAAUAGCAGGCUUUUUCUACAUCUCAAACACACCUCUUCCAACCCUAAAUCAGUUCAAAACACCUUCUUUCUUCCUCCAUUUUCGAGCUCCAAAGGUUUUAGAGAGAGAGAAACUUCAAAUCUUCAUAUCUUCUUCAUUUUAGCUCCAAAUUAUGUCUGGAGGAAGACGUGACGAUCCCAUUUUCGAGGAGCCACCACUAGGACGGGAAGACCCGCCGCCACAGCCUGAUAUCCCCUUUGCUACUAUUGCUGAUCGCAGACGCUUCCAGGCAUGGGGGCAAUACCGCACACUCCUUCCUCCCAUGAUCCUGGACCCGACGAUGCUAGAGGAAUGGGGGUACUGGGAUGACAUUGAUGCCCUGCUAGGAGACUCUUUAUGGCGGAGGAUUCUAUUCGUUCAGGAGAGGGCCAGCCUUCCAUUGACGAUGGAGUUUCUGUGCUCCGUUCAGUUCACUCAUUACGGACAGGCUGUGCAGGAGGGUGCUGUUAUUGGGUCAGAGUCUCGGAUGAGGUUUACUAUUCUAGGCAUGGAGCACUCCAUCACUGUGGCUGAGCUCGGAUGGAGGAUGGGGCUCUAUACCCCAGCAUACACACAGACUGAGGAGUUCCGUGCUCUUCCGACCCGCUUACCCGAGGCAUUUGACAUUGAUGAGUUCUGGCACAGACACUCCACAGACACCAGAUCAUUUCUCCGGAUGCACCCCCAUUCGAACAAAUGGAGGGAGACUCACUGGUACAUACUCUCGUUCGUACUUUCUUGUGGUUUUUUUGGACGACCUAACAACACAAACAGGUUGUCCAAAAAGGACAUACUAUUCUUUUGGAGUUUGAUUCACCGCAUCCCGGUGAAUAUGGCUGUCCUUAUGGCUCGUUUCUUCCGGAGCCAGGGGAAGACUGUGCGGCGCACUAUCCAGGCAGGGCCCUUCAUCACUACCCUCGUUAGAUCAUUCUACCCAGAUCUAGACAUUCCAGGGCUAUCACAUUUACAGGAGAGCAUCCGCGUUCUUCGAUCCUCAUCCUUUACCAACAUGAGGAUCAAGAAGAAGCGGAACACUCAGGAGCUCCCAGGUAUUGAGCAGCCGACCCAGCAGAGUAGUUCUUCUCGACCCUCAGGACAUGAGGGAUCUAGCGAGCCCUUUUCAUACAUGCCUAGCGCCGCAGAUUGGAGAGCGAUGAUGGACGGGAUGCGGAGUCUCCAGACUUCAGUUUCAGAGAUGCGGGUUGCACAGGACAGAGGACUCCAGGAGAUGCGAGAGGCGCAUGAGACGGCCCUGGGAGAGUUCAGAGACUUUCGAUUAGCUCAGGAGAGAGCCACCCAGGAUAUGCAGGCGGAGCUAGAGACCCAGAGGCUAGAUAUUGAUGAGAUGAGAGAUUGGCUUAGGCCACACUAUGGCCCCCAGGAUGGCGCAGGCGAUGUUUAGAUUUGCUUCUUCCUUAACAUUUUUAUCAUGUUUGUUUGUUCUUCAGGUUGGACAUUGCGCUGCUCUUUUGACUUGAAUGCUCUUACAAACUGACUAUGGAUGAUGUAAGGAUUUUUAAAACCAUUUUUUCUCCUGUUUCAUUAUUCCUCUUCACAAAAUCUUUUCAAAACUCAAGUGUGAGGAAAGAACCAAAAAAAAAAAAAAAAAAUGUGCCUUUAUUUCCCAAUUUUGUGCCUCAAAAGAAGACCUCGAGGGCGAGGUCCAGCUCAAGUGUGAGGAGGUUGCGUUUUACACUCAAAAGUUAAAACCUUGUUUUAGAACAAUCUUUUUACUAUUUUUGACAUGAAACAUUAAUUUCUCAAUUUGUUAUCAAUCACAAAAUAGUUUAGAUAAUCACCCUUAUUAUAAGAAUUCACUUUUAUUAUUAUUUUUAGAAAACUUAAAUUUGUUAUGGGUUUUUGGUUGCGAAUGUAAAGGGCCGAAUUUGUUUUAAUUGGACAUUCAUUUUUUUCAUAAAAAAAAAUGUUACUAUUAAUAAACCUCUUCAAAACUCAUUGUUAUAGGACAAUUCCAUCUCCGAAAAGGGGCUCUGUUUCAUUCGUUAAUCACAGUCUGUGAGAAUGAAAUAUGCAUUUACCAUGGGAUAACACCGCCAACAAAGAGUGAAAAAGAGCAAAAAAAAAAAAAAAAAAAAAAAAAAAAUGGUGAACAAAAUGAAUGUCCAAAUUAGAAUAAUGAAAACUUUGGGAUAAGGAAUUGAUCGGUGGUUUAACAUAAUCAAUAGUUUUCUUUAGUAAUAAUAAUAGUAAAUUCAUAUAUCUUGGGUGAUUUUUCUAAAAAAAAAAAAAAAUUGAGAAUAAAAGAGAGGUUUUUGUUUCUACUUCUUUAAUAGCAAUUCGAUUGUGAUAUAGUCAGGUUUUCCCUUUUUGAGUGUGUUUCCAACUAAUUCGUCGCUUGAGGACAAGCAACGCUUAAGUGUGAGGAGAUUGAUAAGUCCAUUUUUGUACUUAUUUUUCUUAUCAAAUUUAAGCGAUUUUUGAUUGAAAAUAGAAAGAAAAGGCAUGUUUUAGAUAUUUUGGUUCAAGUUUCAUGAAAUCAGGUGAAAACCACAUUCAUCGUAUGUUUGUCGGAAUUUCGGGUCAAUUGAGCACAACAUGAGCCAAUUUGAGCAACAAAUGAUAUCAUACCGAAAGAAGGAGACAUUAUUUCAAAGUGGUCCAGAAGACAAUAUUGAAGAGCACAAAAUAAGGAACAAGCCGGACAAAUUAGGUCACAGGCGGCCGGGCAGGCGGCCAAAAUGAAGGCCUUCGCGGCCGCCUACGGUAUUUUUGGAAAGUCAAACUUUGACUUUGACCGGGUUCGGAAAAGACCGUAGGCCGCCGACACUGGACGGAAGGCGGCCGCCUACGGUGACCGCCUGCGGCAGAAGACGACGAAGCAACCGCCGGCCGGUGGGAUUUGACGGCAGGCGGCCAGACAGGAACGGCAGGCGGCCGCCUGCUGGACCGCCUGCGGCGGCCGGGAUCCGGCGGGAUCCGCCGCGAUCCGAUUUAACCCUGAAAAGACGGCAGGCGGCCAAGGUGUGACGGAAGGCGGCCGCCCUCUGUGGCCGCCUACGGCUGACGGGACCGGCCACGUCGUGUUGCCGGCGACUUGACGGCAGGCGGCCAGAUGCUGCCGGAAGGCGGCCGCCUGCAUGGGCGCCUUCGGUGAAAUUUCUGCUAUAAAUAGCAGGCUUUUUCUACAUCUCAAACACACCUCUUCCAACCCUAAAUCAGUUCAAAACACCUUCUUUCUUCCUCCAUUUUCGAGCUCCAAAGGUUUUAGAGAGAGAGAAACUUCAAAUCUUCAUAUCUUCUUCAUUUUAGCUCCAAAUUGUAAGUUCUUUAUAUGUAUUUUCAUCUUCUCAACGAGUAGAAUCUGAAUCUGCACUUUGUUUGUUCAAUCUGUUCUUCGAAAAUUUCC
Messenger RNA from Cuscuta epithymum, 5040 nucleotides. The record is from the annotation of a GenBank genome assembly. Lineage: Eukaryota; Viridiplantae; Streptophyta; Magnoliopsida; Solanales; Convolvulaceae.